AUGAGAACCUCCCUGCUUCCGGCUCUUGCUGCUGUCAGCCCUGUGCUGGCGGGGUUCGACACCUGGGCGCCCCCGGGACCGUAUGAUGUGCGAGGCCCAUGUCCCAUGCUUAACACCCUGACCAACCACGGUUUCUUCCCUCACGAUGGCCAAGACAUCGACCGGGAGACCACCGAGAACGCCCUGUUCGACGCUCUCCACGUCAACAAGACCUUGGCCAGCUUCCUCCGCGCGGAUGCCUACCACGGAAGCGUCCUCGCCUUCAACCACACCAUCUUCGAGGAGACCAAGUCCUACUGGACCGAUGAGACCGUCACCCUCAAGAUGGCCGCCGAUGCGAGAUAUUAUCGCAUCAAGUCUUCGCAAGCCACCAACCCGACCUACCAAAUGUCGGAACUCGGCGAUGCCUUCACCUACGGCGAGUCGGCUGCCUAUGUUGUGCUCUUCGGCGACAAGGAGUCCCAGACUGUCCCCAGGAGCUGGGUUGAAUGGCUCUUUGAGAAGGAGCAACUCCCUCAGCACCUUGGGUGGAAGCGUCCGGCCACGUCGUUUGAGUUGAACGAUCUGGACAAGUUCAUGGCCCUGAUCCAAAACUACACCCAGGAGAUCGAGGAACCUUCCUGCGAGUCUCGGAAGCAGCGCCGCAAGCCCCGCGGCCCUUCUCACUUUGGCUUCUAA
Molecule: messenger RNA, 678 nt
Organism: Chaetomium globosum CBS 148.51
Lineage: Eukaryota; Fungi; Ascomycota; Sordariomycetes; Sordariales; Chaetomiaceae
Exons: 4
Coding region: 1-678 (225 amino acids)
Molecular function (GO): peroxidase activity
Source: RefSeq, a predicted model, not a curated record